Messenger RNA from Bemisia tabaci, 2149 nucleotides. RefSeq names its product ribonucleic acid export 1 (gene Rae1). The record is from RefSeq and is a predicted model, not a curated record. Gene Ontology annotation, molecular function: protein binding. Lineage: Eukaryota; Metazoa; Arthropoda; Insecta; Hemiptera; Aleyrodidae.
GUUAAGUUAUUGAUGAUUAUGAAUGAACGUAUUGAACGUGCUGUGCCUGUGCGUCCCUCAAAAAAGAUUCAUCUGUUUCAAUUGUGAAUUAUGUUCUUUCUAUAGCUCCAGUCACUAAUUUCGAUCGUGAAUUUUCUAAACUGAACCCUCAUCUUUGGAUUCAAGCUCUGAUCUCAGGCAAAAAUGUUUUCCCAGGGUUUGAGCGGCGGCUCAUCGUUUGGUGCAACCCCGGUUGCAUCGACAUCAACCAAUCCGAUGAAGGAUUUUGAAGUCACUCCCCCUCCCGAUGACUCUGUUACUUGUUUACAAUUCAGCCCCCCGUCCAUCCCCCAGAAUUUUUUGAUUGCUGGUAGCUGGGAUAACAACGUGCGGUGCUGGGAAAUUGAACAGUCUGGGAAGACAGUCCCAAAAUCAAUGCAGUCCAUGCAAGGGCCAGUCUUGGAUGUAUGUUGGCACGAUGAUGGUACCAAAGUUUUCAUGGCCGCCUGUGAUAAGAUGGUCAAAUGUUGGGAUUUGGCGAGCAACCAGUCUAUCCAAGUUGCAGCUCACGAUGCUCCUGUCAAAACAUGUCACUGGGUCAAAGGAUCAAAUUACAGUUGUCUCAUGACUGGGUCUUGGGACAAGACUCUCAAGUUUUGGGACACAAGGAGUGCCACCCCUAUGCUUACUCUGAAUCUACCGGAAAGAUGCUAUUGUGCAGAUGUUGACUAUCCCAUGGCUGUAGUAAGCACUGCAGCGCGUGGUCUCAUUAUCUACCAGUUGGAAGGCACACCUCAAGAAUUCAAAAGAGUCGACUCUCCUCUGAAGCACCAGCACCGAUGUCUAGCAAUUUUCAAGGAUAAGAAAAAACAGCCUACUGGUUUUGCUUUGGGUAGUGUAGAAGGUCGUGUCGCUAUUCAGUAUGUUAACCCCCAGAAUCCGAAGGAAAAUUUCACUUUUAAAUGUCACAGAUCAAAUGGAGCAACAGGUGGUUUUCAGGAUAUUUAUGCGGUCAAUGAUGUAGCAUUCCAUCCGGUCCACGGAACUCUGGCAACAGUUGGGUCAGAUGGGACAUUUAGUUUUUGGGACAAAGACGCAAGAACAAAACUCAAGUCGUCAGAUACCAUGGAGCAAUCAAUUACAUGCUGUGCAUUUAAUCACAAUGGUCAAAUAUUUGCAUAUGCUGUCUCGUAUGACUGGGCUAAAGGCCGUGACUUUUAUAAUCCUUUAAAGAAAAACUACAUUUUCUUGCGGUCUUGUUUUGACGAGCUGAAACCGCGCACAGCUGGAUAAAGUGCCAUAUUGCAGCAACUGGCUCAUCAUCUGAGAUCAUGUCUGAUAUUUUUUUCUCCCUCAAGUCUCUACUCAGCUUAUUCACAACCUUUUCUUAAACAGAGUUGUCAGCAACUGUUAAAAUCUGUCAUGUGUCUUGCAACUGUCAUAUAUCAUAUCAAGGAUAUGGAAAUGUUUGAAAAUUUCGAAAGAUUCAAUAACAUUGUGAAUGUUUCAAAAGAUUGUCAUGUCAGGAAUUGUAGUUAUUUUUGCUGUAGAUAGUUUUGUAAUGAUCAGUAAAUUCAAGUAAUUGUUGAAAUGUAAUGUAUUACCAGGAUUUUUCAUCUCCAGUUCUGUGUUUGAAACAGCAAAAGGAAAGAGGGCUUUUUUAUCUGUACCGCUGAGUAUUGCGAUAAACCAUGUUACUUUUUUUCCCAGUCCAGCUGGUUCUAUGCAUUCCAGUGAGGUGGUUGUCGUGCGGUUAUGUGUAAUUCUAACUUUAAGCUGAACCGCAGAUAACCUGAUCCAUCACAUGUCCAUGCAUUGGAUCAAAAAACCCCUAAGGCGGAAAAUGAUUCAGAGAUCAGAGAAAGGUAUGAUCUUUAAAAAUUUCAAAUUUGUUUUGCUGGUGACCCUGUCUAAAUUGAAAUUGGAAUAAUACUAGGAUUCCCAUGACUUUAAUGCAAAAUCUGAUUCCCUAAUGCACUUAUGAUAUCAUUAUAUUGAAUAAAAAAUUGUAAGCUGGGAAGAUAGUAACAAGAAUGUGCUUGCUAGAAUACAUUUUUGUGUUAAAAUCUUUAACAUCGUUUGAAAAGUGUUUUUGUCAGUAAUGACGUUAUUUUAGCUCUGGUCAGUUUUUUACUUGAAUAAAUAAAUAAAUAAAUACACCUUUUAGUCG